This is a messenger RNA of Gossypium raimondii (Peruvian cotton), 432 nucleotides long. Its product is annotated as classical arabinogalactan protein 7. Lineage: Eukaryota; Viridiplantae; Streptophyta; Magnoliopsida; Malvales; Malvaceae. Bases 1 to 432 code for a protein of 143 amino acids. The transcript has a single exon. The record is from RefSeq and is a predicted model, not a curated record.
AUGGCUCAAUUUCACUUUACAUUUGCUUUAACUUUAAUGAUUGCUUUAAUAUCAAAUUCAGCAUCUCAGAUCCCAUCGGCAUCACCCACAAUGCCACCGUCAAGCGGCGGAGCUCCACCACCCACCACCACUAUGACACCAGCUAUGACUCCAACUUCUUCACCCUCCCCCACCGUGGUUCCAACUACCCCAAGCCCAUCAAUGGCACCAACCCCAUCAAUGAGCUCAUCACCUCCUUCACCAAUGGCUCCUACACCAACCCCAUCAAUGAGUUCAGCACCGCCACCAAUGGGUCCUUCUCCGUCUGGUCCCUCCGCCGACAACGCGCCGGCUAUGACUCCGGUUAAGUCUACACCAAGCUUUGCUGUUUCUACACGUGGAUAUACUAUGUCUUUGUUUGGUUUACUUGGAGCUGUGGCACUCUUUGUUUAG